CUUUUCAAUCAUUAACAACAUUAAAACAGGUGGACUUUCGAUGCAUGACAGACGUUGACAAUUUGAUGUCUUUUGUCUGUCAAGAAAGGAAAUUCGGUUAUAUAAUUAGACAAUCCCAUCGGGACGAUAAUGGCAAUACACAAUUUUAAGCGGUUGCUGCUUGCUAUAUACUUGAUGUGUCAGGUUGCAGAGUCCUUAAGCGAGGCGAACGUGACUAUGACAGACGAGGACCUUUGCUUUCUGAAGCUGUGCAAAGCUGGAAGACAGUGUGUUGUAAUCAACAAGAUGGCCACGUGUCAGUGUGUGAGUUAUUGUCCUGACCACAUGCACCUGGUAUGUGGAAGUGAUGGACACACCUAUCACAAUCCGUGUCACCUCCACCGGACGGCCUGUAUAGAACAGCGACACAUCAAAGUCACGCAGAAAGGUCCAUGUGUAGUGAGUAACAAGGAAAUGGAAAUUAGAAAACUGAAGAACAGCACGUGGAAACCUUUGAAGUGUAAAGAUGAUGCCAGAGUCUACAUGCGAAAAAUCUUCCUAAUGGAACUCAUGCUCAAAAAUGGAAGAGAUGACAGUGUCUCCAAGAGAGCUAAAAUAUAUUUCAAAUCCGUCGAUAGCAACAUGGAUAUAUUUGUGACAUCGGAUGAAAUAUAUCACUUCCUAAGACAAAAAAGAAACGACAAAUCAACAGAUAUCUCCAAAAGUUUCAGACAAAAGAUAGCUUGCAUAGAUGCCAUGAUUGAUACGGUGGACAAGGAUAAAGACUACAAACUCGAUCAAACUGAAUUCACGGAACUUCUGAAACCUGAAUUGAUCCCGUUCUCAAGAGGUUGCCUUAUGUCCGGACUCCAUUACUCUGAUGGUGAAUCAAUGCUGAAGGAGUGCAAUACAUGUGUUUGCAGAGAUGGGAAAAUGGCAUGUUCUGCACAGAACUGUUCAAAAAUCGAUGAAGGAAAGGGAAACUCAACACCUUCAAAAUACCAGAAAAAUAUCUUGAAAAUGAUUAAAGAAUUGUUAGCUAAGGCAACAAAAUAAGAACUUGAGAUAAAGAAUAGUCGCAUUUUUUGUUAAAGAUUAUUCGAUUUCUGCAAAAUAUUAUUUGGUUUUAUGACAGUUUCUCAAAAACUCUUUUAUCUAUCCAUAUUACCUUUUUUUGAUGUAAUAAAUAUUUUGAAUUAUAAA
Molecule: messenger RNA, 1182 nt
Organism: Ostrea edulis (European flat oyster)
Lineage: Eukaryota; Metazoa; Mollusca; Bivalvia; Ostreida; Ostreidae
Product: follistatin-related protein 1-like
Exons: 10
Coding region: 130-1035 (301 amino acids)
Biological process (GO): cell differentiation; multicellular organism development; regulation of BMP signaling pathway
Molecular function (GO): protein binding; calcium ion binding
Source: RefSeq, a predicted model, not a curated record